Molecule: messenger RNA, 1113 nt
Organism: Talaromyces atroroseus
Lineage: Eukaryota; Fungi; Ascomycota; Eurotiomycetes; Eurotiales; Trichocomaceae
Exons: 1
Coding region: 1-1113 (370 amino acids)
Molecular function (GO): oxidoreductase activity, acting on NAD(P)H
Source: RefSeq, a predicted model, not a curated record
AUGCCUCACCAAGCAGCCUUGAUCCCCUUCAAGAAAGGUCGGCUUGAAAUUGCUUCGGUGGAGUACACCAGACCCGGGGAGAACGAAAUUGUGGUCAAAACUGCCGCCGUUGCUAUCAAUCCCCUGGACUGGUUCAAGCAAGGUUCGGGCAACCUGUUCGCCCCGUGGAUCAAGUACCCUUUCGUCAUGGGCAGCGAUCUAGCCGGGGAAGUAGUCGAGAUUGGCCCUGGAGUAACACGGUUCAAAGUGGGCGACCGCGUUCUCGGGCAUGCUGUCGGCAUGGACCAGCGGAGCAACAAGUCGUCCGAGGGCGCAUUCCAGGAGUACACUGUCAUCCGAACGAACCUGGCCUCUCCCAUCCCAGACAAUCUCUCAUACGAAGCGGCUUGUGUGCUUCCGCUUGGCUUAUCAACCGCUUCCUGUGGCCUUUUCAUGAAGGACUAUCUCGCCCUACGACAUCCGACUGAGCAACCUCCGACUCGCGACAAGCAAGAGACCCUCCUCGUUUGGGGUGGCUCGACAAGCGUCGGCUGCAACGCAAUUCAGCUGGCCACUGCAGCUGGAUAUGAAGUAGUCACGACUGCUUCACCGCGUAAUCAUGAGUCCCUCAAAAGACUAGGCGCCGUGGCGGCAUUCGAUUACAAGAGCCCUACUGUCAUCGAAGACAUCGUGACUACUUUUAAGAAUCGUGUCGCAGUCGGUGCAUUUGCCAUUGGCCAGGGAUCUUUGGGCUACUGCAUCGAUGUUCUCGCACGGUGCCGGGGGAGAAAAUUUGUUGCUCAGGCGAGCGUCGACUUGCCCGCGAGCGGAUUUCCACAGGGUAUACUGGACUGGCCAGCGUUCGGCCUUCGAAUGGGCGUGUCGGCGAUGUCGCUCAAAACCAAGGGCAAGUUGAAGCAGGUGCAUGCAAAAUUCAUAUGGGGAAGUGACAAUAUGGCUAAUGAAGUCGGAAAAGCCAUUUACGAGGAUUUUCUCCCACAGGCGUUGGGCGAUGGCAGGUUUGUUGCUGCUCCGGAGCCCUAUAUAGCAGGAAAGGGUUUGGAACACAUUCAAGAGGCGAUGGAUUUGAAUAGGAAGGGAGUCUCUAUGAAGAAAGUAGUUGUGAUACUUUAG